This is a messenger RNA of Lathyrus sativus (Indian pea), 432 nucleotides long. Lineage: Eukaryota; Viridiplantae; Streptophyta; Magnoliopsida; Fabales; Fabaceae. The record is from the annotation of a GenBank genome assembly.
AUGUCUACUGUUCCCCACCUUCGCAUCAUCUCCAGUGACGUUGAAGAAGGCGAGAUUGAAGAUCAUAAGUCCGAGAUUGAGGUUGAACUAGUCAAUGAGGAGAAGGUGGAAAGGCCAAAUAUGGAGCUUCCAGAGGAGAAGGUGGAAAGGUCAAAUGUGGAAAUUCCUGAGGAGGAGUUUGAAGGUGAAUUUGUGCCCACAUGGAAGAAACGGGUUACCUUUAGGGCAAUAUUAGUGAGCUUGGUUUUAUCAAUCUUGUUUACCUUCAUCCCAAUGAAGCUUACUCUUACAACCGCCCUUAUUCCUCCUCUAAAUGCAUCGUCUGUGUUGCUGGGACUCAUGAUUGUGAAAACAUGGACUGCAUUGCUCACGAAAGCUGGAAAAGUUAAUCAACCAAAAGACAAAAAUAUCUUUAAGUUAGAUUUUAAUUAA